UUUAUUUUGUCGAUCUUAUCCUUAUCUUCUUCUUUGUUCUAUUUCUCCUUCUAACUAAUCUCAUCUCCCUCUCUUAACAUCAAAUCAAACCUAAUCGUUAUAGAUCUUCUUGAUUAAUUUUUCUCAAUAUCCUUCUUCAAUCACAGAUUCUUGAAAAUCUUUAGAGUUGUUCUUGAAAAUCUUUAGAGUUUCGUUCUUGAGUUAUGAAAUGAGAAUGGACAGAGUUAUGAAAUGAGAAACCUCAACCAAUUCUCACGAUUCCUAGUUUAUCAUUCCGUAUCCGUUGUGAUUCUUCAUUGGUUUUACGUUAUCUCUUGAUUCAUUAGGACAAAACAAAAAAGUUACAUGGCAAACGCAGAGAAGACAACAACAAGUUCAGGUUCCGACAUAGACGAGAAGAAAAGAAAACGCAAGUUAUCGAACCGCGAAUCAGCUAGGAGAUCGCGUUUGAAGAAACAGAAGCAAAUGGAAGACACGAUUCACGAGAUCUCGAGUCUUGAACGACGAAUCAAAGAGAACGGAGAGAGGUGUAAGGUUGUGAAAGAGAGGCUUGACUCGUUGGAAACGGAGAACGCUCUUCUUAGAUCGGAGAAAACGUGGCUUUCGAGUUACGUUUGCGAUUUAGAGAAUAUGAUCGCUACGACGACUUUGACCUUAACACAUAGCGGCGGCGGCGGCGGUUGCGAUGGCGAUGAGGAUGAGAACGCAAACGCGGAAAUAGCGGUUGGAGAUUGUAGACGACGUAGACCGUGGAAGUUGUUGAGCUGUGAUUCUUUACAACCAAUGGCGUCUUUCAAGACAUGAGAAUUUUGUGUACUAAAAUGUGUUUGUGUUUUUACUUUUUGUGGUCUUUUUUUUUCUAGUUUUGUAAUCUUUUUAUUAUAUCGAAUUGUUUCUUUCUUCUGAUCAUUAUUACAUUCUGAUACAAUUGGUUUU
Molecule: messenger RNA, 936 nt
Organism: Capsella rubella
Lineage: Eukaryota; Viridiplantae; Streptophyta; Magnoliopsida; Brassicales; Brassicaceae
Product: basic leucine zipper 1
Exons: 1
Coding region: 346-804 (152 amino acids)
Biological process (GO): positive regulation of DNA-templated transcription
Cellular component (GO): nucleus
Molecular function (GO): DNA-binding transcription factor activity; transcription cis-regulatory region binding
Source: RefSeq, a predicted model, not a curated record